AUGGCUCCUGACCCUCUCGUCUUCAACGAUGACUACCUUCGAGUGCGUGCUGUCCCGACUUGUCACACAUCUACGUUUGUCUGGUGCCACAGCAAAGGUCAGCGUGGAGGCGACUGGAAAUUCAUGGUCGAGCCACUACGAAAGCUAGGCCACUGCAACCACAUCGCCUUUAUCUUCCCUUAUCUUGAUUACAACGAGACGAAUUGCGGGAACGACAUCUCCAGCAACGAGGCUUUGAUCCAGAAAAUUGUACACCAGGAGAUUGCCAAUGGCUGCGAUCCAGGCCGCAUUGCGGUUGGCGGAUACAAUGAGGGUCUGGAAGUUGCUCUGAGGGCUACUCUGGCUGACAGCUACAAAAUUGGAAGUAUCUUGGGCAUUACAGACUGUCUAAACAUGACGGAUGAGGUCAACGUGCUCAGGAAAACUGCGAAUGCAAAGACUCCUGUGCUGUUUGUUGACCGAAUGGGGGCAAAGAACAAUGGUCCUGAGAAGCUUCUCAAAGCUAUCGAACAGCCAGUGAGGGUUGUUAAUGGAACCAAGCUUGCUUCAUCUGACACUCAGCCUGUUACUCAAGUGGUACGAUGA
Penicillium riverlandense is the source of this 585-nucleotide messenger RNA. RefSeq lists its product as uncharacterized. The record is from RefSeq and is a predicted model, not a curated record. Bases 1 to 585 code for a protein of 194 amino acids. NCBI's taxonomy places the organism in Eukaryota, Fungi, Ascomycota, Eurotiomycetes, Eurotiales, Aspergillaceae. The transcript has a single exon. Gene Ontology annotation, molecular function: hydrolase activity.